Molecule: messenger RNA, 2884 nt
Organism: Lontra canadensis (Northern American river otter)
Lineage: Eukaryota; Metazoa; Chordata; Mammalia; Carnivora; Mustelidae
Gene: TACC1
Product: transforming acidic coiled-coil containing protein 1
Exons: 14
Coding region: 332-2773 (813 amino acids)
Biological process (GO): cell population proliferation; cerebral cortex development; mitotic spindle organization
Cellular component (GO): cytoplasm
Source: RefSeq, a predicted model, not a curated record
GCAGGAGGCAGAGACCCCGAGACCCUAGCCGCCCGGCGCCGCGGGCCGGGCCCUGAGGAGGCCCCAGGAGAGGCAUCUUCCCCGCGGGAGUCGCCGGUGCGGGGGUGGCCGCGACCGCACCGUUCGAGAAGGAGGACGAGGAGGAAGCGGCGUUGCCUGCCGGCCGAGAGGAAGCGCUCCACCCGGGCCCCCGAAGGCGCUCGUUUAACCACAUCCGCGCCUCCGCUGGAAACGUUUACAGGCGUCUGUCACCCGUUCCCUCCAUUUUGAAAGGGAAAAAAGGCUCUCCCCUUCCCUACUCCUAGGAGCUGGAGCCAGAGGAGCCGCGCUCAUGGCGUUCAGCCCUUGGCAGAUCCUGUCCCCAGUGCAGUGGGCGAAAUGGACCUGGUCCGCGGUGCGCGGCGGGGGCGCCGGAGAGGACGAGGCCGGAGGGCCAGAGGGCGACCCCGAGGAGGAGGACUCGCAAGCCGAGACCAAAUCCUUGAGUUUCAGCUCGGAUUCUGAAGGUAAUUUUGAGACCCCUGAAGCUGAAACACCAAUCAGAUCGCCUCUCAAGGAAUCCUGUGAUUCAUCCCUAGGAUUGGCAGGACCAGGGGCCAAAACCCAAGAAUCACAAGAAGCUGAUGAACAGCUGGUAGCAGAAGUGGUUGAAAAAUGUUCAUCUGAGACUUGCUCUAGAACCUCAGAAAAUGAGGUAGUACAGCAGGCUGGUGAUUCUUACGCAAUCAAGGAUUUCAAAGAAGAACCUGAACAUGAGAGUAGCAAAAUUUCAGUAGUGAGGCCAUUUUCAAUAGAAAACAAGAAUGUCACGGAUAUCCCAGCAGCUCUAGGAACAAAGGCCGCUUAUGGCUGUGUAACUGUGGUCUUGGGUGAGGCUUUGCCCUCCAGCGUACCAGAAGCCAUCCUGGACAAGGCAAUGACAGAAGGCACCAUGGGGGUUGCACUGGAGGCUUCCACAGAAGUUGACCUAAAGGCUGGCAGCUCCUGUCCAGAGCCUGUUACCAACAGAAGCAGGCUAAGAAAACCCAAACCCGUCUCUCUGAGGAAGAAGACAAUUGGCGAAUUCUUAGAGACUGAUACUGCCCUGGAAGGCACGUCUCUCCCCCAGGCAUCCUAUCAGUUCUGUCCCAAUGAGAUGGAUGGGAACACAAAUCCUUUGCUAGGAGGUGCCAGGAUCCAGAAAUCUCCCCCUGAUAUGAAGGAAACAGCGAGCGCUCCCUGCAGUGACACCAACGAUUCAGGAGUUGAGUUGCUGGAGGAGUCAAGGAACUCACCUCUGAAACUAGAGUUUGAUUUCACAGAAGACGUGGAAAAUGUAGAGUCCAGGAAGGGCCUUCCAAGGAAGCUUGGCAGGAAACUGGGUAGCAAACUGCCUCCCAAGGUACAGAAAGAUAGCGUUAGUAAGCCGCUGGGCGCCAAAGGUGUGGACCCGCUUGCAGAGCCCACUGUACACAGUGCUCCUCCUUCCCAGGCAUCAGCUAAGUUGGAUCCCAGCCAGUGGGACCACCACAACGUCAAUCCCUUUGGGGGCCACUCUACUCUACAGAGCUCCCCCCCUCUCUCCUCUAAGGGCUCCUACCACUUUGAUGAAUCCAUGGAUCCCUUUAAACCAACUACAACAUUAGCAAGCAGUGACUUUUGUUCUCCCGCCGGUAAUCUUACUAAUGAAAUCUUAGAAUCACCCAAGAAGGCAAAGUCGCGUUUAAUAACGACUACUGAACAAGUGAAAUUUCUCUGUUUUCUGUUGAGUGGCUGUAAGGUGAAGAAAUAUGAAACACAGUCUCUUGCUUUGGAUGGGUGUUCUCAGGAUGAAGGAGCAGUGAUUUCCCAGAUUUCAGACAUUUCUAAUAGGGAUGGCCACGCUACUGAUGAGGAGAAACUGGCGUCCACUUCAUCUGGUCAGAAAUCAGCUGGGGCCGAGGUGAAAGGUGAGCCAGAGGAAGACCUGGAGUACUUUGAAUGUUCCAAUGUUCCUGUGUCUACCAUAAAUCAUGCGUUUUCAUCCUCAGAAGCAGGCGUAGAGAAAGAGACCUGCCAGAAGAUGGAAAAAGAUGGAUCUGCCAUGACCGGACUGUUGGAGUCCUCUUUGGAGAAGGCCCCCGUGUCUGUGGCCUGUGGAGGAGAGAGCCCCUUGGAUGGCAUCUGCCUCAGUGAAUCAGAUAAGACAGCUGUGCUCACCCUCAUCAGAGAAGAGAUAAUCACUAAGGAAAUUGAAGCAAAUGAAUGGAAGAAAAAAUACGAAGAAACCCGACAAGAAGUCUUGGAGAUGAGGAAAAUUGUGGCUGAAUAUGAAAAGACCAUUGCUCAAAUGAUUGAAGAUGAACAGAGGACAACUAUGACCUCUCAGAAAAGCUUCCAGCAACUGACCAUGGAGAAGGAGCAGGCCCUGGCUGACCUUAAUUCUGUGGAAAGGUCCCUUUCUGAUCUCUUCAGGAGAUACGAGAACCUGAAAGGUGUUCUGGAAGGGUUCAAGAAGAAUGAAGAAGCCUUGAAAAAAUGUGCUCAGGAUUACUUAGCCAGAGUUAAACAAGAGGAACAGCGAUACCAGGCUCUGAAGAUCCACGCAGAAGAAAAACUAGACAAAGCCAAUGAAGAGAUUGCUCAGGUUCGAACAAAAGCAAAGGCUGAGAGUGCAGCUCUCCAUGCCGGACUCCGGAAGGAGCAGAUGAAGGUUGAGUCCCUGGAAAGAGCCCUUCAGCAGAAGAACCAAGAAAUCGAGGAACUAACGAAAAUCUGCGACGAGCUGAUUGCAAAGCUGGGGAAGACAGACUGAGUUCCCCCCCGUUAGCUCAGCAGAUCUGCAUUUGGCUGCUUUUCUAUUAACCACAGUUAUCUUGCCUUAUCCAGGAAUAAUUGUCCCUUUGCAGAGAAAAAAAAAAAAAAA